This is a messenger RNA of Triticum turgidum subsp. durum (durum wheat), 1131 nucleotides long. Lineage: Eukaryota; Viridiplantae; Streptophyta; Magnoliopsida; Poales; Poaceae. The record is from the annotation of a GenBank genome assembly.
AUGGAAGUAGAUCUCUCCAACACGGUAAAGUUCAUUUUUGUUUCGGAAAUCAUCAUGGAGUUCCAUGACGGAAGUCUUCAUCGCAUUGUAAAGUUUUGGAUUGCAACCACUAUAACCCUCUUUCUACUAUUGGCGCUCCCCAGCCAGAGGUGGCCACCACUAGAUGCAAUGAUGCCGUCUCCAUGGCGAGCAACAAAACAAAAUAGUGGAAACUCUACCGAGGAUGCCCAGUUCAAUUUCUCAGGUUUGGCUGAGCUUCUGCCCAUGGUGGCCACGGACGACCGGACGGUGAUCAUCACGUCGGUGAACGAGGCCUUCGCGCGGCCGGGCUCCCUUCUGGGCCUCUUCCGUGAGAGCUUCUUCGCCGGCGAGAAGAUCGACCACUUCCUGGACCACCUCCUCAUCGUCGCCAUGGACCCCAUGGCCUACCGCCACUGCCGGACCGUGCACCGGUUCUGCUAUCUCAUCCCUACGACGAAGACGUCCAUGGACCUGAGCUCCGCGAGCGACUUCAUGAGCGACGCGUACGUGGAGCUGGUGUGGACCAAGCUGGAGCUCCAGCAGCGCGUGCUCCAGCUCGGCUACAGCUUCCUGUUCACGGACGUGGACAUCCUGUGGUUCCGGGACCCGUUCCGGCACAUCGGCCUGCACGCGGACAUGGCGACGUCCUGCGACGUGUUCUCCGGCGACGCGGACGACCUCGGCAACUGGCCCAACACGGGGUUCUACUACGUGAAGUCGACGAACCGGACGGUGGAGAUGCUGCGGCGGUGGCGGGCGGCGCGGCGGGGGUUCCCGCAAAACCACGAGCAAACCAUCUUCAACUACAUCAGGCACGAGAUCGCCGGCGCCGGCAGCGACCUGCGCAUACGCGUCCAGUUCCUCGACACGGCGCACUUCAGCGGCUUCUGCCAGCUGUUCCGCAACGACAUGGCGAGGGCGUGCACCAUGCACGCCAACUGCUGCAUCGGCAUGGCGAACAAGAUCAGCGACCUCCGGGACGUGCUGGGGCAGUGGAGGAACUACACGGUGAUGGCGCCGGCGGAGAAGAUGAAGGCCAUGGCCGCCGGGAGGAGCUUCCAGUGGCGCGUCCCGGCCAAGUGCGGGACGCCCGACAAGAGGCCUCAGUAG